AUGAACUGUACCGAACCGGAGUCUCGGCCGGUCCUCGGGCCGGCCGGAAACAAGCAGGCGUCGAAGCCGCUGAGGAAAGUAGAGAAGCCACCGGAAGUGGAUGAGACUAAGGGGAAGAAGGCUCCGUCCUCGCCGGUGGUUAACACGACGCCGUCGCCGCCGCAGCGUUUUAGUGUGCCGUCGAUUUUGAGGCAGCAGGAUCAGAGGUUGCUGAAGUCGAAUUGGUCUCUUAACGCUUCAUGCUCGUCCGACGCGUCGUCGGAUUCGUCGCACAGUCGGGCGUCGACUGGGAGGCUCAGUAGAAGGAGUGUCACUCCGAGGCCGAUUCGGAGGAAGCAAUGUGGUUCGAAGACGGGGAAAGUUGAGAAGGUUGUUGCGGAUGCGGACACUGGAUCGGCAGCUUCAGGUGAUACUUCCCCGACCAAGAAAAGGUGUGCUUGGGUUACGCCAAACACAGGUAUGUUUACAGUUUCUUUUAUUGAGCUUAAUGAUGAUCGUGCUAUUGUUCUCAACUACAAUGGCUGCUUUUCCUUUUAUCUGCCUCCAUACAAGAAUGCGUGGACUUUUCUAAUUGAGCAGACCUCUCAGAUCGAGAAUCGUUCAGUAAAACUAGGUAUUAGUGCAUACCAAGUGAAGUACUUUGGAAGUAUAGGUUAA
Molecule: messenger RNA, 657 nt
Organism: Diospyros lotus (date-plum)
Lineage: Eukaryota; Viridiplantae; Streptophyta; Magnoliopsida; Ericales; Ebenaceae
Exons: 1
Coding region: 1-657 (218 amino acids)
Source: RefSeq, a predicted model, not a curated record